GAGUAAUAAAGAACCGCACAAUUAACCCACACGGCCACACUACACUCGGAAGCUAGCCGCGCGGUUCGGGUGAGUUGUGUCAACUGUCAAAGUGAAGAAUGAAACAAGAAGAACCUUUUUAUGUGAAUUUGCGACCAUCUUCAUUUUGUUAACUCCACAAUUAACAAGGUAAUUAUCCCAUUCCCUCUUCCAGUUCAAUUCGAAUCAUGCAAUAUGCAUAAUCUAUUUCCUGGUUCACCAAUUAGCUAACGGGUGACGCCUUUGCUAUGCAUUUGAACAAUUUCUGGAAUUGCUGAGAAUUCAAGGGUUAAGCUUAAUUAUCAUCGAGUCUGAUGUUGAGGUUGGCGGCGCGGUAUGUGUUACAGCAAAGUUCACAGUUAGGGAGGGUUAGUUGUCAAUCCCCAAAAAUAUGGUUCAGUACAAUGCACCAAACUGAGGGUCAGAGCCAAGUGACAUCUAAUGAUUUUGGAAAGGAAAACAGUAAUGAUCAUAGUUUAUUUUUAGGACAGAAGAUUACGAGGAAAGAGAAGACACGUUUUCUGAUUAAUGCGCUUUUUGAUCUGGAAGAUAGUAAAGAUGCUAUCUAUGGCACACUUGAUGCUUGGGUUGCAUGGGAGCAGAACUUUCCAAUUGCUGCACUUAAAAACGUUUUACUAGCUCUGGAGAAGGAGCAACAAUGGCAUAGAGUCAUACAGGUUAUAAAAUGGAUGUUAAGCAAAGGGCAAGGCACAACAGUGGGAACAUACCAGCAGCUCAUACGAGCUUUGGAUAUGGACCACAGAGCUGAGGAAGCUCAUAAUAUCUGGAUGAAGAAGAUUGGUAAUAAUCUCCAUUCCGUGCCUUGGCAGACAUGCCAUCUCAUGAUUUCAGUUUAUCAUCGGAAUAAUAUGUUGGAGCAUCUCGUCAAGGAGACCGACCAGGUGACUUCAUCACUCCCACUCGCUUACAUGGAGACAAUUACGAUGAUUGGGCUUCAGAUAUUCAAUUGGCAUUGCAGGCGCGCCGAAAGUUCGAAUUUUUGGAAGGCACUAUCACCGGACCGCAACCUCCUUAUACCCAAUCUGAUUGGAACACCGUCAAUGCAAUGUUGGUUUCUUGGAUUACAAACACAAUCCAUCCUGAGGUAAAGAGUACCCUGUCUAAAUUUCGUGAUGCGAAACUCUUAUGGGAGCAUCUUAAGUAACGAUAUGUUAUGGUUAAUGGUCAACCGCUAAAGACUUCAAUUGCCAAGUGUGAGCAAACAAAAUCAUGUCUGUUACCAAUUACUACGGAAAAUUGAAUGUAUUGUGGGAGGAAUUAUUUAAGCAUGAACCACUAAUUUCUUGCAUUUGUUGUUCGUCUUGUACUGCCGCAUUAUUGCACCAAGAAAGACGUGAACAAGGAAAAUUACAUAACUUCUUGAUGGGAAACACUGAUUUGUACGCUCAAUUAUGGACCAAUAUCCUUUCUCAAGAUCCCUUGCCUUCGCUUGAUCGAGCGUACCAACUGGUGAUACAGGAUGGGCGUGUGCGGCUUGCCAAGGCAGUCAUAGAAGAUAAGCCAGCAGAGGUCCUUGGCUUUGUUGUCAGAGGCCCGUGUGUACCCAUUGCAAGAAGAUGGAAGAGGACGAGAAAAAAUGGAGAUGCCCGUGUGUACCCAUUGCAAGAAGAUGUUAUGAUAUUUUUAGGAAAAUAUUUGCUAUUGUUUAGGAUUAUUUCCUAAACUUAGAAUGUUAUAAUUAUGGAUGAUAUAUUUUAAGAACGUAAUUGUAUUGUUUAGGAUGGUUUCCUGAACAUAGAAUUACAUCAAUUAGGAUAGCUUGAUGAUGUACUAUAUAUAUGCAUGCAUUAAUAUCAAUCAAGGUCAGGCUGUAACCCUUUAUUCACUUUUCACAGUUAAUCAUAGAGCAAGAGGAAUUGUAGGAAAGUAAACAA
Messenger RNA from Spinacia oleracea (spinach), 1913 nucleotides. Its product is annotated as pentatricopeptide repeat-containing protein At4g18975, chloroplastic. Gene Ontology annotation, molecular function: protein binding. Bases 333 to 1127 code for a protein of 264 amino acids. The record is from RefSeq and is a predicted model, not a curated record. The transcript is spliced from 7 exons. Lineage: Eukaryota; Viridiplantae; Streptophyta; Magnoliopsida; Caryophyllales; Amaranthaceae.